AUGUCUCGACUGGGCCUCGGAAAGCAUAUCCCUGGCAUAAGGCGGCAAGUCUGUCCCCACGAAACUAUCCUCCAUGUUAAAGAUAAAGCACUUGAUAAAUCGAAGUCCUUAACAUCCAAAUCCAAAGGCGAGGCUACGCUUGAACCCAACGCGUGCCUCACGAACCCAUUAAACAUUCCCCCCGUCCCCGACCUAAUCGAGCCGAAAUCAACGCUAAUACGCCCAUUCUCAUCGGCGGGCUCCGGGAGCUCGACCCGAUCGAGCUAUUCAUACCAUGAAGCACGGACACCGGGCUCUGGUGCGCCUGAUCUCGACGAGCUCAACGACGAGUUACGGAAGGAGGACCCCAAUUCCUCAGCCCUAUCAUGCCACAUCGAGCCCAACUCCUCGGCUCCGGAGGCGAUUUUUGUGGAUUUGAUCGGCGGCGAUGAGAACAGGCACGAAAGGCCGCCGAUAACAGGCUUCUGCGAAGGAGAAGCGGCGGCUGAAGACGCUGAACGAGCGAUGACAUCGAAUUCGUGCGACGCGUGGGAGCUGAUAUGGUGCUGCCCGGAGCCCAGACUGUUUGGAGGGCUCGCGUAA
This is a messenger RNA of Striga asiatica, 582 nucleotides long. The record is from the annotation of a GenBank genome assembly. NCBI's taxonomy places the organism in Eukaryota, Viridiplantae, Streptophyta, Magnoliopsida, Lamiales, Orobanchaceae.